Suillus fuscotomentosus is the source of this 1604-nucleotide messenger RNA. RefSeq names its product lariat debranching enzyme, C-terminal domain-containing protein. The transcript is spliced from 8 exons. Gene Ontology annotation, cellular component: nucleus. Gene Ontology annotation, biological process: mRNA splicing, via spliceosome. Gene Ontology annotation, molecular function: RNA lariat debranching enzyme activity. The record is from RefSeq and is a predicted model, not a curated record. The coding region runs from base 1 to 1413 and encodes 470 amino acids. NCBI's taxonomy places the organism in Eukaryota, Fungi, Basidiomycota, Agaricomycetes, Boletales, Suillaceae.
AUGAAGAUUGCAGUGGAGGGAUGCAGCCAUGGCGCACUGGACGCGAUCUACCAGCACCUACGCGAUCUAGAGGCCAAGCACAACUAUAUUGUGGAUUUACUUCUCAUGUGCGGGGACUUUCAAGCUAUUCGCAAUCACAGAGACAUGCAAUGCAUGGCUGUCCCGCAGAAGUAUAAGCAGCUAGGUGAUUUCCACAAAUACUAUACAGGAGAAAAGACUGCUCCGGUGCUUACUAUCGUAAUAGGCGGGAAUCACGAGGCAUCGAAUUACAUGUCAGAACUGUAUCAUGGUGGGUGGCUUGCACCAAACAUAUACUUCCUUGGGCAUGCCGGAUGCAUCCAAGUGAACGGUAUCCGUAUCGCUGGUGCGUCUGGAAUUUUCAAAAGUAAUGAUUUCAGUCUAGGUUUUUACGAAAGAUUACCUUACGAUCAUGGCACUAUGCGAAGCAUAUAUCACAUCAGGGAAUUUAACGUUCGUCGUCUGUCUUUGCUAUCCUCCCCAGAUAUCUUCCUUUCUCAUGAUUGGCCCCAAUACAUCGAGCGACAUGGUGACACUCAGGGCCUCCUUCGCCGCAAACCAUUUUUCAGACAGGAUGUACAGACGGGCAACCUGGGUUCUCCUCCUUUAAUGGGGCUUUUGCGGACACUGAAACCAAAAUGGUGGUUUUCAGCGCACUUGCAUGUUCGCUUUCAGGCUACCGUACAGCAUGAGCAAUGCGGUACUGGGUCAAAUUCUCUGCCCACUACUUCGCCACCACAAAACCCAGAUGAAAUAGCAAUUGCAGAUGAUGAUUUCGAUGCAGUUGAAUCUCAGAAUCCUCCAAUUGAAGAUUCUCGUUUGCAAACGACUUCCCACAAUCCUGAUGAAAUAACCCUAGAAGAGGAAGAAGAGGAAGUUAUACAAUCGCCUCCCGUUGCUUAUCGGCCACAGCCAUCUAUGACGAACUUCCUCGCAUUGGAUAAAUGCCUUCCAAAACGAGAAUUUAUGGAGGUCAUCGAUGUGCCUACCACAUCGGAUGAAUCUACCAUGCCUGGACAACGCUGCAUGCCGAAGUUAACCUUCGAUCCGGAAUGGCUGGCAAUAUCACGUGCUUUUCACCCAUUCUUCUCCAUGAGGCGGCGUCAAGCAGAUUAUCCCGAUGAAGCAACAGCUCGUGCGAUGGUUGCUGAAGAGAUGGUGUGGGUCAAGUCCAAUGUGCACAAUAACGAAGCAAAUUCUUCCGAUGUCCCUCUACCUGGCAUCCGAACCAUUUUGGAUUGCCAGACAUUCGUGCAGAGCGCCCCUGGUCCUGGAAGUGAAGGAGCUCAAAAGAAUCAACAACCACCUUGGUACACUAAUACUCAGACUACCGCUUUUUGCGAUAUGCUUGGCAUUCAAAACGUGAUUGAUUUCUCUUCGGACAGUCGGACCUAAGAAGCCUCUUGAUAGCUUCCAUAGAAAUAUGCGAGCGCUAACCAGGGUUUGUGACAUCCUAGUAUUAUCCUCCCACGCCAUGUAAUUACUUAUGUUCCACACCAGGCACUUAAUAUCACAUUGCGCAGUAUCCUCGUCCUCGCUUCCCCUGCAGUACUCUCGCUGCCAUGCUAAGGUUGCGUUUCUGAUGG